This is a messenger RNA of Papilio machaon (common yellow swallowtail), 966 nucleotides long. It is a transcript of the gene BCL7-like, whose product is annotated as B-cell CLL/lymphoma 7 protein family member A. The coding region runs from base 159 to 560 and encodes 133 amino acids. The transcript has 3 exons. Lineage: Eukaryota; Metazoa; Arthropoda; Insecta; Lepidoptera; Papilionidae. The record is from RefSeq and is a predicted model, not a curated record.
UUAAGCUGGCUGUCAAAUUAAUAAAUGGCGGAUGGACGUAAACGGAUUUAAAACGAAAUUGGUGUAUGUCCGUAUAAAUUUAGUUUUAAACUUUCUAUUAAAUUCAUAAUUCGAUUUUCAGAUUCAGAAAGUUGUAGCAAUAUAUUAACUAACUAAAAAUGUCUCGUUCCGUCCGUGCUGAAACCAGGAAUCGUGUAAAAGACGACAUCAAAAGAGUCAUGCAAGCUGUUGAAAAAGUUCGCCAUUGGGAAAAGAAAUGGGUGACAAUUGGAGAGACGACUAUGAAAAUUUACAAAUGGGUUCCAAUAUCUACAAACGAGCAAAAGAAAAAACAUGCGGCGAAACGAGAGAACAAGGAAAAUACCUUGACCCCCAAAAAGAUGCACGACUCUUCAAAUUCUAACUUUGGCAUGGCUGAAGAUUCAAAUACGUGUUUUUCAACAGUUAGCGAUUCUCAAGGACCAACAGAGUUCACCUCCAGCCAUAUGAACUUCUCAGAAGACUCAAACUCGCAGAGUAGUGGUACCACAACUCCGGCAAAACGGUUAAAAACAGACUAAGGUAUUCAGUGUUAGUUCAAUUAGUAUAAGUUGUACAUAAUAUAUGAAACAUUUAAAGUGAGUGCAUUUAUAAAUGAAACUAUAUGUUUACAAUAACAAUGGUACAAUAUAUGUGGAUAAGUUAAAUGCUCAUUAUAAUGUGUCUAUGUGAAACAUAAAUUGAUAGGGCUAUCUUGGCGGUGCUAGGAGACAUGUGAAACAAUUCCAGCAACCCUAGCUGUAGUAAGUACUGUGGCAAGUACCCGAGGCAUUGCACUCUCACCCCUUGCAGUCCUGGAUUAAGAUUGCCCUAUUAAUAGACCUUUAAUUAAGGUAAAAUAGAGAAAAUAUGAAUAAGCUCUAUGAGUUUUUGUAUGAGAUCUGUGGAAAUGAUAGGUAUAACUGAUCAAAUGUCAAAAUAAUAAAU